AUAAAAACACGCAGACACGCUGAGGCACGUUUUGCCGGUCGAUUUCGGUCGUGGUUUCGCAGUUUCACCUGUGCUACGUGCGAGAAAGUUUGAACUUAGUUGCGUUUGGCCAGGCGAAGCUUCGUGUUUUAAUUGAAGUGGCAUGAUGCAUCCCCUGUGAUCGCUGCUGAUUGCUAAAAAUUAGGGAAGCCGUUCUGAAUCACGUUCUGCUAUUGGUGUCGUCUCAUUGUACGAAGUGACCUAUCUAAAAGAAGUACUGCUGACCUCCGAUGCACCGAUUUACAUAUGUUCGCUGUUGUCAUGUUUCUUUAGAGAAUUCAACAGUUUUACAGAACUGAGGCACCGUUUCUCGGUGUAGCUGGUCGUAUACAAUGAAUGUAUCUCGGCGAUGUUUCUACUUGGGCGCGUCCAAACCCACUUGCAAAGCGAUCUUGUUUCGUUGGGGCGUGCAACAUCGCUUACUGGUACAUCAGAAAUGCAAGCCGAUGCUUCAGACCAUCGGGCGUCGACUUCAAGUGACAGUUGCACAACCAGCAACCGAACAGCUGACUGAGAAGUCGCGAAAGGUUGUAGGAAAAUGGCUUCUUGCCUGCAGUGGCAUGGCCUUUGGUUCCAUCGUGCUCGGAGGUGUCACGAGGCUGACAAAAUCUGGCCUUUCAAUGGUGCACUGGAACCCGUUUGCCGAGUUUCCGCCUUUCGGACGACAGCAAUGGGAGCAGGAAUUUCUGAAAUACCAAGAAUAUCCAGAAUACAAAGCGUUCAACCAGGAGAUGACACUGGCCGAGUUCAAGCGUAUUUGGUACAUUGAAUACCUUCACCGUAUGUGGGGCCGCACUAUUGGUGCAGUAUUUUACACGGGUGCUGCCUGGUUCUGGUGGCGGGACUGCCUGAGUCGCCGAGCUAAGGUGCACGUCAGCCUUCUAGCUGUGGGGCUGGGAUUUCAGGGGUUCUUGGGUUGGUACAUGGUGAAAAGCGGCCUCCAGGACCAGCCACAUGUCAGCCAGUACCGGCUGGCUGCUCACCUGGGCACAGCAUUGGCCUGGUAUAGCCUGGCCUUUUGGUCAGGCAUCUCCCACCUGUCAACACAACCCAUGCAUACUUCUGCGCUGCUGUCAACAAGCAUGCGGAGGGGUGCCCAUGGAGUCCUCGGGUUGGUGUUUGUCACUGCCAUGUCGGGUGCAAUUGUGGCAGGUUUGCGAGCAGGUCUUGUCUACAACUCCUUCCCUAAGAUGGCCGAUCGCUGGGUGCCUUCUGACAUAUUGGCGCUUGAACCCAAGCUGCGCAACUUCACUGAGAACCCAACAACAGCCCAAUUUGAUCACCGAAUACUGGGUGAAAGUGUCGUGAUCUUUGUGACUGGUCUCUGGCUUUGGGGCCGGAGGCAGCCUCUGCCCCCGCGAGCAAGGAAGGCACUCCACUGUCUUCUAGCUGCUGCGUGGCUCCAGGCUACCCUGGGAGUGUCGACACUCCUAACCUAUGUUCCUGUUUCGCUUGCAUCAUCACACCAGGCAGGAGCAGUCACCCUGCUCUCAGUGGCCCUCUGGCUCACUCACGAGCUUAAGCUGCUCAGGAGGAUACCAAAGUGAACACACGAGGCCACCUGAGUUUGCUAAAGUAUGUAUUACUGUACCAUGUGACAAGAAUAAAACGUCCAAAAAGUGA
Molecule: messenger RNA, 1662 nt
Organism: Dermacentor albipictus
Lineage: Eukaryota; Metazoa; Arthropoda; Arachnida; Ixodida; Ixodidae
Product: heme A synthase COX15
Biological process (GO): heme A biosynthetic process
Cellular component (GO): mitochondrial inner membrane
Molecular function (GO): oxidoreductase activity, acting on NAD(P)H, heme protein as acceptor
Source: RefSeq, a predicted model, not a curated record